AUGGAGGUGAACAACCAAUUCAUGAAAAAGACAGAAGCCACUCUUCAGGACCAGAAUGCAGCCAUUAAGAAUCUGAAAACUCAGAUAGGACAGAUGGCAGUUGCAUUAACAGGUAGAGCACCAGGCAGCCUACCAAGUAACACAGAAGUCAAUCCGAAAGAACAUGCAAAGGCUAUAACAACGAGAAGUGGAGUGGAGUUACCUGAGAGACAAAUGAAUAAUCCCGUGGCAAACAAAGAAGAUAUGUUUCCUGAAGUAGAAGAGAUUUUGGAGCAAGAAGAACAGACAGAAGAGCCAACACCAAGAGCAAAUAAAGAAAACUCAAGGGAGAAAGAAACUAUAGCUGUGAACCCCUAUGAGCCACCCAUACCAUUCCCACAGAGGUUGAAGAAGCAAAAGAUGGAACAACAAUAUAAGAAGUUUCUUGAAAUCUUCAAGAAGCUCCAUAUCAACAUCCCAUUCGCUGAAGCACUGGAUUGGGAGAAGCUAAAGCUACCAUGGUGA
Molecule: messenger RNA, 504 nt
Organism: Olea europaea var. sylvestris
Lineage: Eukaryota; Viridiplantae; Streptophyta; Magnoliopsida; Lamiales; Oleaceae
Exons: 2
Coding region: 1-504 (167 amino acids)
Source: RefSeq, a predicted model, not a curated record